Messenger RNA from Dibothriocephalus latus, 636 nucleotides. NCBI's taxonomy places the organism in Eukaryota, Metazoa, Platyhelminthes, Cestoda, Diphyllobothriidea, Diphyllobothriidae. The record is from the annotation of a GenBank genome assembly.
GGCAAUUACGAGUGCGCCUGUUGGAAGGGUUAUGUUCCAGCCGCACAGGGUGACGCGAGUAAGUGCAUCAAGGGUUGUGUGCCCGGGCAGAACUGCAUUCACGGCGAUUGCGUCACUGGCGCGGGAGGAACACCAAUCUGCCGAUGUAAACCCGGCUUCAGAGGUAGCAGCUGUGAAGAGGAUAUCAAUGAGUGUCUGGAAAAGGAGGGACGUGGUCUAUGCCAGCAGAUAUGCACCAACACAUUUGGCUCUUUCCGGUGUUCCUGUCGCCCCGGCUACGUACUGCAGUCGGAUGGUGCCUCCUGUCUCAAACAAAGCGAGUCCGAAUUCGGCGACGUCGUGCGCCCGAGCGAACGGGACGCCUGCAAGGAGAAAAAACCCUGUGAGCAGCUCUGUUUUAAUACCAGGGUGAGCCUCUUCAGCUCUUCACGUACUUUUGUUAUCAUGCAUAUUGUCUUUAUCCUGAUGCAAUCAGUAGUGCUGCGUUCAUCAAUUAACUACAUGGAUGCUGGAAUAAACCUUCUAAAUCACAACGCAUUGUACAGAGUAGGCAUCCCAUUUCAUAGGCGCGAUCAUUGCGGAUCAGUACUGGCCAAGGAGCAAAGACCCAUUCAAAGCGAGGUUUUCACGGCCUAG